Molecule: messenger RNA, 1279 nt
Organism: Pseudo-nitzschia multistriata
Lineage: Eukaryota; Bacillariophyta; Bacillariophyceae; Bacillariales; Bacillariaceae
Source: the annotation of a GenBank genome assembly
CGAUCAUUUUUUCCGCGAAAAGGCAAUCCAUCGUAAUACUAGAGAAUGGCGACGAGCAAUAACAUCGGAGACGACGACGAUGAUCCUUUUGCGUGUUUCGAUUCCUCCGACGAUGAGGACGAGGAUAGGCGCCAAGAAAUCGUUGGUAAAUUGCAAGAUCACACUCUAGAUAUUUCCCGCGAUCCGGGAAACGGCGUCCUUGCCUUCCACGCAGGAACAGAGGUUGCCCUCCUCCAUUACGUCAAGACAGAACUUGACGCCACCGGGAAGAGCAAUACGAUGGUUCGCGACGAAGAGAACACCAACACCGAAAGAGCCCCCGAAUCGGCAAUCUCCGAGCAAGCAAGGACCAUCCUGGGGCUGGUUGACUCGUAUUGCCUGUCGAGGCACUGGAUGAUGCACGUGGGGCCCGAAAAAGCGGGCCCCCUCCGAGACUUUAUCUCAAAGUGCCUGGGGAGCCGCAAGCGGAAGAACUCAAACGACCACGGAUCGGAUGCCGUGGUAGUCGUAGAGCUCGGAACGUACUGCGGCUAUUCGUCAAUUUUCAUCGCCAAAACGAUACUCGAAUACCACCGCGAUUCGAUGGCAGCCGAAGCAAAUACCGGAGUGAACCAACAGGAAGACAGCGACAGGGACGACCCGUUGUUUCACAUUUACUCUGUCGAGGUGGUCGAAGGAUUUGCGAGAGUGGCCAGGGAGCUUAUACAGCUGGCCGGAAUGGAAGCCUACAUUACCGUAAUUUUGGCUCAGCACCCGGACGAUGCCAUCCCCGGGAAGAUAGGAGGCCCCAAGACAAACGCCGGGGAAGCACCGCCGUCGCUUUCCUCCGAACUGAUGCAGAGAUUACCGCGUGGUUCGGAACACGACGGGGAGUCAACAGUGACCACUACCAAACCCAUAGACUUCUUGUUCGUGGACCACGACAAGUCUCUGUACCUGCCGCACCUGAGGGAGCUCGAGAACACGGGGUUUAUAAGGGAGGGAACCUUCGUCGCAGCCGACAACGUCGUGUUUGCCCAGAUUGACGACUAUCGAGACUACAUGUCUCGGCUUGCCGAGCAAGGAAUCGUAGAAACCCGAUUAGAGGACUCCCUCAUGGUUGAAUACUGCGAGCCAGAACUGCGGUCUCCGGAUGAAUCGUUGGAACACAACAAAGGGGAAACAACCACAACGAAGGAAAUGCUGCAAGAUGGGAUUGAAUUUUCUAUAUACCUGACAGAUCCAGCAAGAUUACCAGAUUCCUAAAAACUACCUCGGAGAUGACCGGAUAUCAAUCGGC